AUGUUCAAAUUCUUUGAUUCGUUUAUGUUCGACUUCGAGCUCACCCGGCUCCUCGGCAGCACAUCGGCCGGCGGCUGCGAAGCCUGCGAGUUUCUGACCGCCGUGGGAAAGAUCAAGAAAAACGAUGCCGAGUCGUGGCAUGACGCCUGGCAGGAGCAGGGAGAGCGGGCCGAGGCCAUCGCCGAUGAGGCCGCCAGGGACGGCCUCAAGGCCCUGGCCAGGAACGGGUACCUGCGCGCGGCAAAUUACUACCGGGCCGCAUCGUACCUGUUCUUCAACGACGAUCCAAGGGUCGUGCCCAUGUCCGAGAGGUCGGUUGCAGCCUUUGUGCGCGCAACGUCCUUCAUGGACGGCGAGGUGCUGCUGGUGGAGAUCCCGUAUGAGAACGGCAUCAGCAUGCCCGGGUACUUGUAUCUCCCUCCCAGGGAAGCGCGAUUUCCCGGCAAGAUACCGCUCCUGAUGUACUUUGGCGGAGCCGAUUCGACAAAGGAGGAGCUGUAUUUCCUGUUCGGUGACUCGGGUCCGCGGCUGGGCUACGCCGUCCUCUGCCCAGAGGGCCCCGGCCAGGGCCUGCUGCUGAAGAAGUCGGGGCUUCCCCUGCGACCCGAUUUCGAGGUCUGCGCGGACAAGGUGCUGGCUUUUGUUGGCAAUCUGGCUCAAUCGCGGCCAGAGCUGCAGCUGGAUCUAGACAGGAUUGCCGUAGCGGGUGCCGUCACCGGAGGAUACUUUGCCCUCCGCUCUGCCACCGACCCUCGCAUCAAAGCGUGUGUGUCUAUUGACCCAUUCUUCAGCAUGUUCGAGCUGGCAAUGACCCGUGCCCCUCAGUCCUUCGUCAGCUUGUGGGAGGGCGGCUGGGUCCCCGACAGCUUGUUCAACUUCACAGCGGGCCUGCAGAGAAUGACAAGCUUCCAGGCGCGGUGGGAGCUCGCACUGGGCGCGAGCAGCAUGGGCGCCGAGUCGCCCGCCGCCAUGCUGCGACGCUUCAGAGACUUUUCCCUCGACAACGGGAAGGACGGCAAGGUCUUGGACAGGGUGACGUGCCCCGUGCUUCUCACGGGCCCCGGCAGUGGUCGCGAGAUGUACUCGUCGGCAGAGACGGGGGCGGUCAAGAUCCACAAGUUGCUCACUAAUGUGCCGGAGAGGAACAAGGAGCUCUGGGUCCCAGUGGACGAAGCCGACGGCGGGUUGUCGGCCAGCAUUGGAGCGUGGCCCUUGUUGGCGCAGAGGAGCUUCCAAUUUCUAGACGCGCAUCUUGGCAUUGAUCGGAAGAGUACGAAGGAAAGCAAAUAG
Molecule: messenger RNA, 1290 nt
Organism: Penicillium longicatenatum
Lineage: Eukaryota; Fungi; Ascomycota; Eurotiomycetes; Eurotiales; Aspergillaceae
Gene: psoB
Product: hydrolase psoB
Exons: 1
Coding region: 1-1290 (429 amino acids)
Source: RefSeq, a predicted model, not a curated record